Messenger RNA from Scheffersomyces coipomensis, 1754 nucleotides. It is a transcript of the gene PTC6, whose product is annotated as type 2C protein phosphatase. NCBI's taxonomy places the organism in Eukaryota, Fungi, Ascomycota, Pichiomycetes, Serinales, Debaryomycetaceae. Gene Ontology annotation, cellular component: mitochondrion. Bases 177 to 1631 code for a protein of 484 amino acids. Gene Ontology annotation, molecular function: [pyruvate dehydrogenase (acetyl-transferring)]-phosphatase activity. Gene Ontology annotation, biological process: protein dephosphorylation. The record is from RefSeq and is a predicted model, not a curated record. The transcript has a single exon.
UUCUUUUUUUUUGAUGUGUCGUUAAUUUUUGCUUGUGCGUUUUGAGCUUUCUAUAAUUUUCUGGGGGAGGGAAGUUUCAAAUCGAACAAUUUAACAAUUUAUAGAUUGAGAUUGCAAUUAUCAAGUUGUGUUGUUGCUGUUGUUGUUGUUGCUACUUCUCUCCAUCUGUUGCGUAGAUGACGACCAUACUAGCAUUAUCUUAUAGACAUAGCCUAUCGUCACCAUGCAAACCUCGAUUGGGUUGGUCGUCUACUGCCAUACUUCAAUCAACUAUAUAUAAUAAUAAUCAUAGCAACAGAUAUGGAAGUAGUAAGCGAUAUGUUUCAUCCACCAUUAUCUUCACAGCUAUUGAUAGAUCUCCUUCAAUUCCCAUGGGGACCAUUAAGAGUAAUAAGAUUGGUAAAUUAAGAGUACCGUUAUUGAAGAGUCCCUCUCAUUUGGGUCAUUUCACAAGUCGAAUGAGUCGAUUGUAUAAUGAAGAUAAAUAUAGUGCUAAUGUAUUGACUUUACAAAGUGAAACUGGGGAACGAACAUUAUUCAAUUUUAAUAUAUUCGAUGGACAUGGUGGUGAACAAUGUUCAACUUUUUUAAGUCAACAUUUAUCCGAAAAUAUCGAGAAUUGUCAAUCAUUGUUGGAUGAUAAGAAUUUAAGAAAUGAAUUAAUUAAGAAUUAUGAAACUAAUAUUGGAGGAUAUUGGAAAAGAUGGUUCAGACAUAAAGAAGAAAAUUUUAAAACCAUGAAGAAUAAAGAUGAUAAUAUCAAAUUAUCCCGUUUUAACAAUUCAGAAAAGAAUGAAAAAGGGGAAAUUAUUAAUAUUGAUGAUGAUUUAAGAUUUAGAUUACCAUUAACAUUUUUAAACACUGAUUAUGAAUUCUUCAACCAAGAUGAUAAUUCAGCCGGUUCAACCUGUACAAGUGCUAUCAUUGAAACCCUUUAUACUGAACCUGGUGGUGAACCUAAACCUGUAUUUGAGAAUUAUUACUUUAAUAGAAAAACCAUAUCAAAAUUAACCAUUGCUCAUGUGGGUGAUACUAAAGCCAUACUAGUGGAUAGGAAUGGACUAGCCAAUGCAUUAACAUUUGAACAUCAUCCUUCUAAUCCUAUGGAAGCAUCAAGAUUAAGAAAAUAUGCUGCCAAUAUGUUUAUGACUGAUUCAUUUGGAGAAGAACGUUUCAUUUCAUUAGCUAAUACAAGAUCAUUUGGAGAUAUUAAUUUCAAACAAAUAGGAGUUAGUGCUGAACCAGAUGUCAUUCAAUUAAUCAUUGGUGAUGUUAAUACCGUUCAUAAAAUGUUAACUCCUGAUGAAAUUAAAGACUAUACUAUAAAUGGAAUUGGAGGUGAUGAAAGUUUUUUAGUACUUUGUACUGAUGGGAUAACCAAUUUCUUAACUGAUCAAGAAAUUGCUGAUAUAGUGAUGGUUAAUUUCAAUAUGAGAGGUCAUCAAGUUGCUAAUCCUCAAUUAUGUGCUGAAGAAAUUAUAAAAUUUGUAGAAUAUAUUGGGGGUGAUGAUAAUGCUACAUGUUUAGUAAUAAGGUUAAAUGGAUGGGGUAAAUGGCCAGUACUUGAUAGAACAGGUGAAUUAAGACAAUCAAGAAUGGAUGAUUUCAAUCCAAGAGGUAGAAGUGGGUGAAUGUGGAUGAUAUACCCAUAUGUUUAGAGAAUGAUUUCAAAUAUGCAUUUUUACAGUUAUUAUAGUUUUUCAUUUCGUCAUAUUUAGACCAGUUUUAGUUAUUUUAGUUUGUUUAUUGAAAUA